This is a messenger RNA of Alternaria atra, 882 nucleotides long. RefSeq lists its product as uncharacterized. Gene Ontology annotation, cellular component: COG complex; membrane. Lineage: Eukaryota; Fungi; Ascomycota; Dothideomycetes; Pleosporales; Pleosporaceae. The transcript is spliced from 2 exons. The coding region runs from base 1 to 882 and encodes 293 amino acids. The record is from RefSeq and is a predicted model, not a curated record. Gene Ontology annotation, biological process: Golgi organization; protein transport; intra-Golgi vesicle-mediated transport.
AUGAGUCGCUUCUAUUUCGGCGACGACUCGCGCUCAGCGUCCAGCGACAACGACAAUGACGACGAAGACAACCUCUCCACCCUCCCCUUCGCAACGCCCCUACGCCGAUCGGACUUCCUCACCCCAAAUUUCUCACCCGCCACCUACCUCUCCACGCUCCACAACCGACACCAAACCCUCGAAGACCUACGUUCAGAAUUGCGCUCGCGGUCGCAACUCCUCUCAAAAGAACUCUUAGAUCUCGUCAACAGCAACUACCAAGACUUUCUCAACCUAGGCAACAGCCUCCAUGGCGGCGAGGAAAAAGUAGAGGAGGUGCGAGUGGGGCUUCUGGGAUUCAGGAAGGAAGUUGAUGGUUUGGUUGGUGUGGUGGGGAAGAGAGAGGAGGAGGUUGGGGAGUUGUUACAAGAGAGGAGGGAUGUCAGGGAGAAGAUUGAAGUAGGGAGACGGCUGGUCGAUUAUGAUGCUAGGCUGAAGGAACUGGAGGCUGAGCUCAUGAUUGAGGCAGCGGGGCACGAGACAAUCAUUCUCGGAGAGGAAGUCUCGGACAGUGAGGACGAGGACGACGAGGACGACAACGACGAGGAGGAAAAAGAGGGGUAUGGGGUGUCGAUUGCCAAGUUGAGGCGGAAUGUCGUGUAUUACCGGUUGGUGCUGGGAUUACAGAAAGACUUGGGCGAGCAUCCGUUUGUGGCAGCCCAGGCAGCUAGAUUAGCAAAGGUGCGAAGUACAUUGUUGAUGGAUCUGAGCACUGCAUUGCAGCAGGCGAAGGGUGCUGGCAUAUCUGGCGCUGGCCGUGUGACGAAAGUCAUGAAGAUAUACGCCGACAUGGAGGAAUCCGCCGAGGCCGUCAAGGUCCUCAAAACAUUCAAGUCGUCAUAA